Molecule: messenger RNA, 723 nt
Organism: Rotaria sp. Silwood2
Lineage: Eukaryota; Metazoa; Rotifera; Eurotatoria; Philodinida; Philodinidae
Source: the annotation of a GenBank genome assembly
AUGUCAAUAGUAAAUUCCGAAUCGAUAACAACACUAACACGAACACCGAUUGUAAUCAUAAAGCCUAUUCUUUAUGGUAAUACAGCGAAACAUUUUGGUUCAAAACGAGAUUCUGAUGGACAUACACAUAAAUGGACACUCUAUGUUCGAUCAUUUAAUAAUGAUGAUCUAUCAACGUAUGUAAGUAAAGUACAAUUUCGUUUACAUGAAACAUAUCCAAAUCAUACAAGAGUGAUUACACAAGCACCAUUUGAAGUAGAAGAAAGUGGUUGGGGUGAAUUUGAAACACAGAUAACGAUCUUUUUUGCUGAUCCUAAUGAAAAACCAGUAGCAUUUUAUCAUCAUUUAAAACUAUUUUCAACAGAUCCAGAUGUUGUUGCUGGUACAAAAGCAUUAGUCAAUGAACAUUAUGAUGAAUUGAUUUUUCAAGAACCAUCUGAUUUAUUAGCUCGUCUGCUCAAUUGUGCUAAAUCACUUGCACCACCGACAGAUGAAAAUUUAGCAACUGAAAAGGAAUAUGCUGCAAAAAAGCUUGACACAAUAACACAUAUAAAGGAUGCUCGACAAAGAGUACGAAAUGAAAUUCAAGAUUUAACCGAACGUCUUCGUAUUACUCAAGAAAAUAUAAAACGUGUUCGACAAAGAUCAAUAGAUACUAAUUCUUCUAUUGGUGUAUUUAGUAUGUUAACACAUGAUAAUGUCAAACGCGAAAUGGUCGAUUAA